Lontra canadensis (Northern American river otter) is the source of this 1786-nucleotide messenger RNA. RefSeq names its product protoporphyrinogen oxidase (gene PPOX). Gene Ontology annotation, cellular component: mitochondrial inner membrane. NCBI's taxonomy places the organism in Eukaryota, Metazoa, Chordata, Mammalia, Carnivora, Mustelidae. The transcript is spliced from 10 exons. Gene Ontology annotation, biological process: heme biosynthetic process. The record is from RefSeq and is a predicted model, not a curated record. Gene Ontology annotation, molecular function: protoporphyrinogen oxidase activity, oxygen as acceptor. Bases 768 to 1715 code for a protein of 315 amino acids.
CAAUGGGCCGGACCGUGGUCGUGCUGGGCGGUGGCAUCAGCGGCUUGGCCGCCAGUUACCACCUGAGCCGGGCCCCCUGUCCCCCCAAGGUGAGUGCCCCAUCGCGCCAGAGGGACCCCCUUUAAUACUCUCUUCCCGUUUCCGGCUGAAGGGAGGGCGCCACAUCUUCCCUUGCGGACCCUUCACCCCGCGGCUAUAGGCCUUGCGGCGUGUCUCCCCCCUGCCGUCCCCAGGUGGUCCUAGUAGAGGGCAGCGAGCGUCUGGGAGGCUGGAUCCGCUCGGUCCGAGGGCCAGGUGAUGCUGUCUUUGAACUUGGACCUCGAGGAAUUCGGCCCGCGGGAGCCCUGGGAGCCCGUACCCUGCUCCUGGUGAGAGGAUGAUGGAAUGCCCAGGAGGGCUUGCAGAUGGGCCGUCACCAGAGGACAGACUUGGGAGGAAGUGCUGGUGGGCCAGUCCUUUCCUUAGUUUCUCCUCUUCCUGAGGGUGUAUGGAGAGCAGGUUUCUGAGCUUGGCUUGGACUCAGAAGUGUUGCCUGUCCGGGGAGACCACCCAGCUGCCCAGAACAGGUUCCUGUACGUAGGUGGUGCCCUGCACGCGCUGCCCUCUGGCCUCAGUGCAGGGGGCUCUUCCGUCCUUCACCUCCCUUCUCCAAACCUCUGUUUUGGGCUGGGCUGAAGGAGUUGACCACGCCCAGGGGCAAAGACCCUGAUGAGACCGUGCACAGUUUUGCCCAGCGCCGCCUUGGACCCGAGGUGGCGUCUCUCGCCAUGGACAGUCUCUGCCGAGGAGUGUUUGCAGGCAACAGCCGGAAGCUCAGCAUCAGGUCCUGCUUUCCCAGUCUCUUCCAAGCUGAGCAAACGCAUCGUUCUGUUUUACUGGGGCUGCUGCUGGGGGCAGGGCGGAGCCCGCAGCCAGACUCGGCACUCAUUCGCCAGGCUCGAGCGGAGCGCUGGAGCCAGUGGUCACUGCGGGGAGGGCUGGAGAUGUUGCCCCAGGCCCUUAACACCCACCUGACUAGUAGGGGCGUCACUGUUCUCAAAGGCCAGCCUGUCUGUGGGCUCAGCCUCCAGGCAGAAGGGCGCUGGAAGGUAUCCCUAGGGGACGGCAGUCUGGAGGCAGACCACGUGAUUAGCGCUGUUCCAGCUUCAGUACUCAGCGGGCUGCUCCCUGCCCAGGCCGCACCUCUGGCCCGUGCCUUGCGCGCCAUCCCUGCCGUGUCCGUGGCUGUGGUGAACCUCCAGUAUCGAGGAGCUCGUCUGCCUGUGCAGGGAUUUGGACAUUUGGUGCCGUCCUCAGAAGACCCAGGCAUCCUGGGAAUCGUGUAUGACUCAGUUGCUUUUCCUGAGCAGGACGGGAGCCCCCCGGGCCUCCGAGUGACUGUGAUGCUGGGAGGGUCCUGGUUACAGACGCUGGAAGCCAGGGGCUCCGUCUUAUCUCAAGAGCUGUUCCAGCAGCGGGCACAGCAGGCAGCUGCCGCCCAGUUAGGACUGAAGGAGCCCCCGAGUCACUGCUUGGUCCACCUGCACAAGAACUGCAUCCCCCAGUAUACACUAGGCCACUGGCAAAAACUGGAGGCAGCGACCCAGUUCCUGGCUUCUCAGAGGCUGCCCCUGACUCUGGCUGGAGCCUCCUAUGAGGGGGUUGCCGUCAAUGACUGUAUAGAGAGCGGACGCCAGGCAGCAGCCCGGGCCCUGGGCUCAGAACCUAACAGCUGAUCCCCACCUCCUCCUGGCCAUGCUGGCGGCACCUCUUUACCCACAAAAAUAAAAGCUGGAGCUUGGCUGGA